AUGCCCCCCAAGAAGGCCAAGGAAGAGGAGAAGAUCCUGCUGGGUCGCCCCGGAAACAACCUGAAGAGUGGCAUUGUUGGUCUGGCCAACGUCGGCAAGUCGACCCUGUUCCAGGCCAUCACCAAGUGCAAUCUCGGAAACCCUGCCAACUUCCCAUACGCCACCAUUGACCCGGAGGAGGCCCGUGUCAUUGUCCCCGAUGACCGCUACGACUGGCUGUGCGAAAAGUACAAGCCCAAGUCGCGUGUCCCCGCCAACUUGACUGUCUACGAUAUUGCCGGUCUCACCAGGGGCGCCUCCACAGGCGCCGGCCUGGGCAACUCCUUCUUGUCCCACAUCCGCGCCGUCGACGCCAUCUUCCAGGUCGUCCGGUGCUUCGAUGAUGCCGAGAUCAUCCACGUCGAGGGCGAUGUGAACCCCACCAGAGACUUGGACAUCAUUGCCGAGGAGCUGCGUCUCAAGGACAUUGAGUUCGUCGAGAAGGCCCUCGAGAACCAGAAGAAGAAGACCCGCAUGGGUGGUCAGAGUCUCGAGGUUAAGAAGGCAAAGGAGGAGCAAGAUACCAUCGAGAAGAUCCUCGCCUGGUUGAACGACGGCAAGGACGUCCGGAAAGGCACCUGGGCCCCCAAGGAGGUCGAGGUUAUCAACCCUCUGUUCCUCCUGACAGCCAAGCCCGUAGUCUACUUGGUCAACCUGUCCGAGAAGGACUACACUCGCAAGAAGAACAAGCACCUUCCCAAGAUUGCCGAGUGGAUCAAGGAGCACGCUGCUGGCGACCCUAUCCUGCCUAUCUCGGUCUCUUUCGAGGAGCGCCUUACCCAGUUCGAGUCUGAGGAGGCCGCCGCUGAGGAGUGCAAGAACCUAGGUAUCGAGUCCGCUCUGCCGAAGGUCAUCCUUCAAAUGCGCAAGGUCCUGGGUCUUGGUAGUUUCUUCACGACUGGUACCGACGAGGUCCGGCAAUGGACCAUCCGUCUCGGCAGCAAGGCGCCCCAGGCCGCCGGUGUCAUUCACACUGAUUUCGAAAAGACUUUUAUUCAGGCUAUCGUGUACAACUUCAACAUGUUAAAGGAGUUGGGCGAUGAGGCUGAAGUCAAGGCCAAGGGUAAGAUCAUGACGAAAGGAAAGGAAUACGUAGUUGAGGAUGGUGAUAUCCUACUCAUCAAGGCGGGUGCUGCCAAGGGUUAA
Messenger RNA from Neoarthrinium moseri, 1185 nucleotides. RefSeq lists its product as uncharacterized. Gene Ontology annotation, cellular component: cytoplasm. Gene Ontology annotation, molecular function: ATP binding; ATP hydrolysis activity; GTP binding. Lineage: Eukaryota; Fungi; Ascomycota; Sordariomycetes; Amphisphaeriales; Apiosporaceae. The transcript has 3 exons. Bases 1 to 1185 code for a protein of 394 amino acids. The record is from RefSeq and is a predicted model, not a curated record.